Molecule: messenger RNA, 1337 nt
Organism: Linum tenue
Lineage: Eukaryota; Viridiplantae; Streptophyta; Magnoliopsida; Malpighiales; Linaceae
Source: the annotation of a GenBank genome assembly
CGACAGAAAGGGGACAAACGAUGGCAAUGUCGUCGAACGAUUUUGAGCUCUCCAUUCUGGUCGUACGUUGCUAGAUUUUGUCGUCCACCCUCAGACUCUCUACAAACCUUACUUCCCCGAUCUCAAAUCCAAAGAGUUUCACCUCAAUCUCUCCGCCCCGCCCCCUCCUCCUAAACCACGGGGAGGAAGAGGAGAUAAUGGGCUCGCCGAUUUGAAUCAGAAAAUCCAGAAACCCCUCCCAUUUUCUGCGUUUCUCUUUAGAUGGUAAAUUUCGGGUUGAGUAAAGUUCGGAUCUUUACUGGGUUUCGCUGGGUCUAUUGAAUUUGUAAGCUUGAAAAGGGAAUUGGUUAGCAGUUAGGUUGAAUCUUUUCCCCCAAUCUUGUUACAUUCACCAAAAUGAAGCAGUUUUGGGACUACCUAGGGUUGGUAGAAUGAACAAGGGAGAUCCGGAUAGUGUAGGCAUGCUGAGGAGCAACAGCAUGCUUGAUUUGGAAAGUGGCGGAGGGAUUUUUACCGACGAUGAUGAAUUCAGGGGCUACGGCGGCAACAAGAGGCAUGCGAAGAAGAAGCUUAAUAGGUUGAGGAGUGGUUCAUUGGGGAACCGGUUAGGGCUUAUAAGUUCGAGCCGUUUAGGGCUUAGUUCGAUUGGGAGUGAUGGUGCGGAUGAGAACAACGACAAGGAGAAGAGCAGGCUUGGAAUGGGAUUGGGAAAGGGAUCCAAGCGGCCUCCUAAACCGCCUCGACCACCAAGGGGACCAGCACUGGAUGCUGCGGAUAUGAAGUACAUUAGGGAGAUAUCGGAGCUUUCAAAGGUCAAACAUGCAAGGAUUGAGCGUAUGAGGUCGCUCAGGAGCAAGAGGGUGGAUAACAGAAAUUCUCAGUCCUCUUCGUCGUCGUCGUUGGGUGCUAACAUUCUUGCUAUGGUGGUCACCGUUGUCUUCUUCGUCAUCAUUGUCUUGCAAGGUAGUCAGACUCAGCUGGCCAGGAGUGCCUACACUCCAGAUAACUACUUCAGUUCCAGGCCUGUCCAAGCACAUAAAGAUUAUUGAAACUGGCUUAACUGGAUUUUGCAUGGAUGCAUGUCGCUCAAUCUUCCUCAGCAGCCUCACCAGUGUAUAUGGAGUGAACUUUCAGAGUUUACAGCUGCGGCAUAUCGGAGUAGAAAAGGCCCGGUCUGGGACUGCCUUGCCCUAUCGAAGGCAAGAGACAACUUAAGGAGAGAAAGAGAGUGCCUCCAAGAAAACUAAUGUUCCCAUUUGUAUAUUGCAAUUUACCAGCCGACUGGGGAAUGUUUUUAACAGUUUGACACUUCAUCCAAUAAAUUGAUUCUCAGAGCU